AAAUUAACAAUCAAUGAUUGUGAUAGACUUAUUGAAGUGAUAUUCAAACUGCCAUCACUUGCUCUCUAAUGCAUGGACCCCUCUUUUGUCUCCCUAUAGCUAGGAAAUUUGCUACCCCCUAUACCCUAUAACCUCAUCCUUACCCUCAAAUCUUCCUUAUAUUCUCAUUGCUUACUCUUCUUAUUGCUUAAGUUUUAUAAACUCCUCAACACCAGUCCUAAAUUAGAUUCACUCCACAAGAUUGAGUAUAAUACUUGUUAACAAGGCCAAGAAUUUCAACCAAUUGUCAUCUUCAUUACAAGAUCAAUGAAUCCAUCCAUAAUCCAUCUUACCAAAAUCAUACCAAACUCCUAUCUCUUUCCAUUUGACCAUAAUCACAUGUCAUGAAUUCCAAACUCAAAAACCUUUUUCAAAUUCACCCAAAUUUCCUUUAUUAAAGCCAGCUAGGAAUUUGCUUUAGACAAAUCCUAACCAAACCCACCUGAAAAAUAGCACCUUUUUAAAGAAUAACAAACCACAAUUCAACCUAUAUAUAUACACACACACACUCAUAUAUGUAUCCCACCAAAUACAAAAACAUCUUGUGCUCAAUCUCAUUAUAACACACACACACACACACACACACAUAUCCUAGCUCAAAAUUGUGUCUCACAAGAUUCGACAGUUGCGUGCAGAGGAUAUCUGAUUUACUACCAAAAAAAAUAAGUAAGGGUAAAAGAUAAGUUGCAUCACAAUCCACAGCCAUCAUUCAUCAGAACUUUGAGAACUUUUUGACAUGUCAGCUGCCGUAGCUGCCGCGGCCUCUGCCGCAAUCUCCGGCUACAACAACUCCUCCUCAAGCAGUACUAGCAACCAUAGUGAUGAGUUGUUAACUUCACAAAGAAUGCAAGUUUCUGUUACUCCACCACUAAGCAGGUAUGAGUCACAAAAGAGACGUGAUUGGAACACUUUUGGUCAAUACUUAAAGAAUCAUCGUCCACCAUUAACACUUUCACGUUGUAGUGGUGCAAAUGUUCUUGAGUUUCUUCGUUACUUAGAUCAGUUUGGAAAAACCAAAGUUCAUACUGAAAACUGUGCUUAUUAUGGAAACUCACAUCCACCAGGUCCAUGUCCUUGUCCUUUGAAACAAGCUUGGGGUAGUCUUGAUGCUCUUAUUGGUAGAUUACGUGCCGCUUUCGAAGAGAAUGGUGGUUCAUCAGAGAUGAAUCCUUUUGGAGCACGUGCUGUUAGGUUAUAUCUUAGGGAAGUUAGAGAUGUUCAAGCUAAAGCUAGAGGAAUUGCUUAUGAGAAGAAGAAAAGGAAGAAGCUUAAUCAAAAUCAACAAAAUGAGUCCAUGGUGAAUCAGGAACAUGAUGUAGUGCAUUCUUCAGGGUAUGUUCAUGGUGGUGGUUUUGUUAAUCAGUACUCAGAUUUAAAUGGGACAGCUAGCUUCUAGAAAUGCUUAUGCUGCUGAAGUUUCUUAUUUUUCAUUAUAGUGUGUUCAAGAUAUAUAUACUUUAAUUAUUUAUUUGUGAUGCACAAUUUUUUUUUAUUAAGUAGCUUAAUAGCUAAAUACUCCUCUUUAGUUGAAUAAGUGAGAGAUCUUGUGUUCGAACCUCAACCCUGCAUGGGGACAUGCACAAUAUUCUAUUUCAUGCAUGUGUUGGUUGAAGAUGUAAAAUCAUGAUAUACAGAUUCUAUGAUUAAUGUGGUAGGGGUCAAGGAUGUAAUAAGGGUGUGGUCAUUAUUAAUUUUAGCUUAUUAUUAUAGUAAUGUAGUGUUCUAAUAUUUAACAGUGAAAUUUCAUUCUAUUA
Molecule: messenger RNA, 1793 nt
Organism: Trifolium pratense (red clover)
Lineage: Eukaryota; Viridiplantae; Streptophyta; Magnoliopsida; Fabales; Fabaceae
Product: protein LIGHT-DEPENDENT SHORT HYPOCOTYLS 4-like
Exons: 1
Coding region: 776-1435 (219 amino acids)
Biological process (GO): response to light stimulus; mRNA transcription
Cellular component (GO): nucleus
Source: RefSeq, a predicted model, not a curated record